AUGGAACGUGUGGGAAAGAUCGUGUUUUAUGAAGACAAAAACUUCCAAGGGCGCUAUUAUGAGUGCACCAGUGACUGUCCCGAGCUCAACACCCACAUCAGCCACUGCAACUCUGUUCGUGUGGAGAGCGAGGCCUGGGUUCUGUACGAGAGGCCCAACUACCUGGGCUACCAGUACAUCCUGACCAGGGGGGAGUACCCAGACUACCAGCGCUGGAUGGGCUACAAUGACAGCAUCAGGUCCUGUCGGAUCGUACGAAACACCUCUGGUGUGUUCAGGAUUCGUGUCUAUGAGCGUCCUGACUUCAGUGGUCAGAUGUUGGAGUGCACUGAAGAUUUGAGCAACCUGCCUGACCACUGGCACCUCCGCGAGGUUCACUCUGCCCAUGUGCAGGACGGUGCCUGGGUCUUCUACGAGCUUCCCAACUACCGUGGACACCAGUACCUGCUGGAGAAAGGAGAAUACCGCCGCUUCACUGAGUGGGCAGCCAUGAACCCCAAUGUGGGGUCCUUCCGUCGCGUCCACAACUUUUGA
Molecule: messenger RNA, 534 nt
Organism: Siniperca chuatsi (mandarin fish)
Lineage: Eukaryota; Metazoa; Chordata; Actinopteri; Centrarchiformes; Sinipercidae
Gene: crygs3
Product: crystallin, gamma S3
Exons: 3
Coding region: 1-534 (177 amino acids)
Biological process (GO): lens development in camera-type eye; visual perception
Molecular function (GO): structural constituent of eye lens
Source: RefSeq, a predicted model, not a curated record